GUGUUCCUCUAACUCCCCUCCUGUUAAACAGUACCAUGUCCCUUUAAAACGCGUCUGACAAAAAGCCCAUAUGAUCCCAGAGCUCCAAUCACCAAUUUCCUUCUGCAAAAGCAACCCUCUGCAUUUUUUUGUGUCUGUGUGAAUGCUACAGCAAAGCAAGCAAGCAGCACUGAGAGGGGGGGAUAAAAAAGACUGAGGAUAAGAGCAACAAACACUGAAGAAAUGUGACAAUUCAACGGUCCUUUUCAUGGCGAGGUGGAAACUGGAGUUAUUCUGGGACUCCUUUGAGCCUCGAAACGCUGGAUCAAAAUGCUCAUAGUGGAGAAGACCACAGACUUCCCCUCUGCUGAGUUCUCCCUGGUGGAGGAUGUGGCUCUGCACUUCACCUGUUUGAUGGACAGGCUGAACGAGCAGCGCCUCUUCCAGCCUGACCUGUGUGACGUCGACAUCGUUCUGGUGCGUCAGCACAGCACCUUCCCGGCCCACAAGGGCGUGCUGGCGGCCUACAGCCCUUUCUUCCACUCCCUCUUUGCACAGAGCAAACAGCUGCGGCGGGUGGACCUGUCGCUGGACGCCCUGACCUCUCAGGGCCUGCAGCAAAUCCUCAACUUCAUUUACACCUCCAAGCUGCUGGUGAGCAGCCGCACUGUCCGCGACGUGCUCAACGCCGCCACCCUGCUUCAGAUGAGCGACAUCGCCGCCUCCUGUCGCGACCUCAUCAGCAGCCACUCGCUGAGAAGCACCUGUGCAGAUAUGGCCAGUCAGGAAGGGCUCGGCGGCGGCGACCCAGCUGCUGUGGCGAUGCCCUCCAGCCAGCUGUACCCGGAGAUCAAACAGGAGUCGGAGCUGGGGAGGGUGUACAAGAGGGAAGGCAGCAGCCCGUUCUCCGUCAGAGUGGAGGAGGCAGGCAAGACGGCGUCCCAGCAGAAGCAGUAUUACCAGAAAGAGGACGGGUCAGGGGGCGGGGGGGCCACUUUGUGCAAAGUCGAGAGCAAUGGCGAGGAGUCAAAAAACGCCGACGGCCACGCCUCCUUCAACAGAGACCAGAUCAUCGUUGAAGUCAACCUCAACAACCAGACUCUUAACGUGUCAAAGGGUUCGGAGAGCAAAUCAGCAAGCGUCACUGACGUGGUCACCAUGUUUGGUUGCUGCCACGACAAUGAGAGAGAUUCAGAAGACGACGAGGAGAACGAGGCGGAGAACGAUGACACGGUUGGAGAAGAGGAUGACGACGACCUGAAGAGGGUGGACAUGCUAGGGCUGAGCAGCGAGGAGGAAGAGGAGGAGGAGGAUGAGGAAGAGGAGGAGAACACCCUAAACAUUCCAGGCUUGGAGCAGCCGGUCAUGAUGGAUCGACCUCGCCGGGGCACCAGAGCCUUUGCCAUGGCGGGUACAACGGCCUCCAUGCGGCAGACGCUCGCAGAGGCCACGCUGGCCAACCAGCGGCAGGGCGGGAAGAGGACGCUGGACUCAGAGGGCAUGGGCCAGAAAGUGAGGCUGGAGGAGAAGCAACACUUCCCGUGUAAGAAAUGCCCACGCGUCUUCAACAACCGCUGGUACCUGGAAAAACACAUGAACGUCACUCACAACCGCAUGCAGAUCUGCAACAACUGUGGGAAACGCUUCCUGCUGGAGAGCGAGCUGCUGCUGCACCAACAGACCGACUGUGAGAAGAGCAUCCAGUGUGUAACAUGUGGCAAGGCCUUCAAGAAGCUGUGGUCGCUACACGAGCACAACAAGAUCGUCCACGGCUACGCUGAGAAGAAGUUCUCCUGCGAGAUCUGUGAGAAGAAGUUUUACACCAUGGCUCACGUCAGGAAGCACAUGGUCGCCCACACGAAGGACAUGCCGUUCACCUGCGAGACGUGCGGGAAGUCGUUCAAGCGCAGCAUGUCCCUGAAGGUCCACUCUCUGCAGCACUCAGGAGAGAAACCCUUCAAGUGUGAGAACUGCAGUGAGCGUUUCCAGUAUAAAUACCAGCUGCGUUCCCACAUGAGCAUCCACAUCGGACACAAGCAGUUCAUGUGCCAGUGGUGCGGAAAGGACUUCAACAUGAAGCAGUACUUUGAUGAACACAUGAAGACACACACUGGAGAGAAGCCGUACAUCUGUGAGAUCUGCGGGAAGAGCUUCACGAGCCGGCCCAACAUGAAACGCCACCGCCGCACCCACACCGGGGAGAAGCCCUACCCCUGCGAGGUGUGCGGCCAGCGCUUUCGCUUCUCCAAUAUGCUCAAGGCCCACAGGGAGAAAUGCUUCCGCGUCAGCAACCCCAUGGUUACCGACGGCAACGACCCCCUCGGCCUCCACCAGCCCCUGGCCUCGCCCGCUGCGGACUCUUCCGGUCAGGUGCAGCUGGGCACGGCGCUCCCCGCCACGUCUGCGACCACGCCCGCCGCUGCCUCUAGCCCGCACCACCUCCAUGGCGCCCAGCUGUCUCUUCCCCUGCUGCAGUCCAUGGGGGGCCUUCCUCCCACCCCUCAUUUACCCCCACCACCCCCCCUGUUCUCUGCCGGUAGGAUGAACUCCAACAACUAACAAAUCUCUGUAGCAUCGAAAGCACUUUUGUUACUUUUUGUUUUUCUUAGAGCUUUUACGAGGACUCCUGCGGCGGGAGAGCGAUGCACCUCAGUGACAUUUCCGCUGAGGGGGAAAAACUGACUGAAGGCUACACACAUACACCUACCACAAUAAGAAAUAGUUAUUUUUUACUCUGUUAAAUACAAUAGAUAACCUCAGAGUCCAGUAGGACGUGUCGUCACCGCGCUUCUCCUCAUGAAUUUCACGACUCCGUUCUGGUUUCAUUUUUCCCACCACCACACACAUCUCUCCAGAGCCUUGCACAAUGCAUUGAUUGUAGCAUCUUUUACAAAGUGGGAGGAAGAGUUUCCUAAAUCCUCACUCAUACGGGGAUCAUCAGUCGAGCAAGAAUCACACUAUAAUGAGAAUUUUUUCUGCCAAGAUGUAGCGAGUGGUUCUGGUCUGACCCAGCAAUAACCAAAUGCUGAUUUGUCUCUGAGCAUAUACAUGUAUAUGGCAUUGCCAAUAACCAAAUCCUGUUAGCUCACCUGCUAUAGUUAGAUAAUGUUAUACAGCAUUUAUAAUCGAUCCUGCACCUUACAUUUAACUCUAGUGAUAUUUAAAAUGUACUCCUAAUUGUCUCCAUUUUUAUAACUGUGAUAGUGUGUAAUUCGUGGCACGUUACGUCAAUUUGUAAGGACGCGAGCGAAGUUGUGAUGGCGUGGAGAGUCGGCCGUGCAAUGCAGUGUGUGGUGUUUGUGAUGGUGUGUGUGUGUGUGUGUGUGCGUGAGAUGAGGAUCUACGUUCAGCUAAUCAACGCUUGAGCUUCCCCCGAGUCAGGAGAUGGAGUAAUUUGUUGACUCUCAUCUUUUUGCUUACAUUAAGCAAGCGCGCUCCUCUCCUGUAGAUCUGGCUUUGAGACGAUAUCGCACUUUUCUGUGACUUGUUAGUAAAAAACCCUAAUGUACUCAGACCUACAGUAUAUUUGUAGGUUUAAAAAUCUAAUGUUAAUGUUAACUUACAUUUCCCAGCAACUAAACCCCGAACUGUGUAAUUAGUUUGCAGAAUAUCAAGAGUGUAAGGGUAAUAAUAUUCACACACCUGAUUACAUAGCUCAUUAAGUGUGCACAUUUCAUCAUGAUGUAUAUUGUGAGAAAAAUAUUAUAUUACAAAUGCCUAAAUCUCUCAAAGAGCACUGAGUACUUUUGGCACAACAGAGCUCAUCACUAAAAGGGCUCCUUCACUAUUAUAAACUAAUCAGUUUCUUACAAUGAUGAUCUGCAGAAGCUGAUCAAAGUGAGAGACAUGCAGUAUGUUAUACCCCCUCAAACAUUUGUGGCUCUACGUGCACUUUUGACAAUUGUUUGUCACAAAGCUAAAGGGGUAGAACUGAAAGAAUCGAAUCCUUGUCAGUAAAAAGUUCUUCUCUUAAAGCAAUAGUUUUACAUUUCGGGACACUUAUUUGCUUUCUUGCCGAGAGUUAAAUGAGAUGAUCGAUACCACCUUCAUGUCCGUGCGUUGAAUUAACACGUUAAGUCUUGUUUGUUUUAUCCAUACAAAAACUGAAGUGGAAAAAUAACAAUUUGCUGGAGGUUAAAAUGUGUUUGUGUUUUUUAUUUAGCCAGGCUCUGCUCCAUGUGAAGUCACAAAUUGUCAUUUUGACACUUAGUUUGUUGUAUAGUUUAAACGAGGGGUCAGCAACCUUUACUAUCAAAAGAGACAUUUUAGGCAAAGAAA
Sebastes umbrosus (honeycomb rockfish) is the source of this 4257-nucleotide messenger RNA. RefSeq names its product zinc finger and BTB domain containing 47b (gene zbtb47b). Gene Ontology annotation, molecular function: DNA-binding transcription factor activity, RNA polymerase II-specific; protein binding; RNA polymerase II cis-regulatory region sequence-specific DNA binding. NCBI's taxonomy places the organism in Eukaryota, Metazoa, Chordata, Actinopteri, Perciformes, Sebastidae. Gene Ontology annotation, cellular component: nucleus. The coding region runs from base 310 to 2538 and encodes 742 amino acids. The record is from RefSeq and is a predicted model, not a curated record. Gene Ontology annotation, biological process: regulation of transcription by RNA polymerase II. The transcript has 6 exons.